Molecule: messenger RNA, 2988 nt
Organism: Dreissena polymorpha
Lineage: Eukaryota; Metazoa; Mollusca; Bivalvia; Myida; Dreissenidae
Product: NPC intracellular cholesterol transporter 2-like
Exons: 4
Coding region: 240-554 (104 amino acids)
Biological process (GO): sterol transport
Molecular function (GO): sterol binding
Source: RefSeq, a predicted model, not a curated record
UGUUUAAAUCAUUUACGGCUUUGACGUAUCUUAACGCAGUAUUUUGCAAACAUCUUUUUCCCGCGACACAACGCUAUAGUUGUUUUUGUUUUCGUCUAGUGUUAUGUUAUCUUAGGUUAUUUUUCGUCUAGUGUUAUGUUAUCUUAGUUUAUAAGACUCAUUUCUUUUUUUAAGACAAAAGGUGGAAGUAAAGAGGCUACAGUCACUAAGGUGCUCUGUAAUGGACAGGACUCGGGACCAUGUCAGUUGAAAAGGGGACAGACGCUUCACUGGAGAUAGAUUUUACUUCAAAAACAAGCCAAUCACAGCUAUCCACCGUCGUUCACGGUGUUUUGAGUGGAGUUCCAGUUCCCUUUUCUAUUCCUGAUGCCAACGCUUGCAACGGCAUUGUGGAGAAAUGUCCCAUCUCGCCUAAUAACAACUACACCUUUAAGGCCAGCAUGCCUGUAAAGAGUAUCUAUCCUUCGCUCCGGCUUGUAGUGCGAUAUGAGAUCCAAGACCCAUCUGGGACGGACGUCAUCUGCAUUGAGUUUCCGGCUGCAAUCGUCAGCUAGUGAUACCGCAGAAACGUUUGAAAAGUUGCUUGAAUAGUUGCCACCAUUUUUUAACACUGUAAAAAAGAAAAACAACAACACAUCCGUAUUGUAUAAUUAAUCAAUGAACCAUUUAAGAGUAUAGUUUCACCAUUUAAAUUGUAUUAUAUUUAUUAUUAUUAUUAAUUAUUGUAUUAUAUUUAUUAUAUUGCUACCAGUGUUGUAAGAAGUCAUAUUUAGAAGAUCAUAUACACAUAGUGCAAAUGCUAGUAACCCAUCAAACAUUUUCGAUUAUACCAUAUGAGAUUGUCUAAGUACCUGCAAAACGCUAAGUAUUGCUCUUGUAUGUGUUUAUUGAUCCUUCACAGUGAUUAUAAUGGAUGUUUAACCCAUUUAUGCCUAGUGGACUCUCCCAUCCUUCUAAAUUGGAUCAAUUUAUUUCCAAAAUUAGGUAUGUCUAGUAUAUUUAUUUCUAUAUUUAUAAUAUUUCAUACAGAAAUUCUUUUGAGCAAACAGCGCAGACCCUGAUUAGACGCCGCAUCAUGCGGCGUCUCAUCUGGGUCUACGCUGUUUGCCAAGGCCUUUUUCUAGACGCUAGGCAUAAAUGGGUUAAGUUGUAAUGUAUUGUAUAUCUCAGGUUGUUUGAUCUGCUGUGUAUUCCACUUUCCCUUAACGUUUCCUGUAGAGCUAUAUGGUGCAUUAUUAUGCCAGCUUAGAUGAUUUGACAAGUAUUUGAAUACAGAUUGGUAAGCUGUUGUCUUUUAAACUUUGAAAGCAGUCUGUUGCUGACCUAAAAUCGGAAUGUUUUGCAUGAAUACUUUAUUACACGCGUGUGUUCUCUAUGUUCUGAUUGUUUUAAACAAAUGAGCGUAUUAAGGAUAAAACCUUGUAUUUCAUUGUGCAUGUAUUUCAUAAUUCAAUAUAUAGGUGAUCCGGAAAACCUAGACUAUAUACAACCUUAAAGCGAGAUUAUACGAGCCCCGAGCCGAUUGUGACAAAGAUAUUUCGUACAUAUUUUCCUACAAUAACCGAAGCAUUCGUCUUUUUAUUUAGUGUUCUUGUGUAGUAUGAAUAUAUAUUGUUGCAGGAAGUUUAAAUGAACCGUUAAACUAAAUUUAGAUUCACAUCGUACAUGCAUAAUUUACAUGCUGGCAAGUUCGACUGUACAGACAUUUUCGGUUUCAGAAUUUAAUAUCUGGCUUAUUUCGCAUUUUUCGGCAUAUGUUCUUCUUAACUUUUAUUUCCCCUCUUCGAAGAAGAUGAGGUAUAUUGUUUUGCACAUGUCGGUCCGUAUGUCCGUCCGUCCACCAGAUAGUUUCCGGAUGAUAACUCAAGAACGCUUAGGCCUAGGAUCAUGAAACUUCAUAGGUAUAUUGAUCAUGACUCGCAGAUGAACCCUAUUGAUUUUGAGGUCACUAGAUCAAAGGUCAAGGUCACGGUGACCCGAAAUAGUAAAAUGGUUUCCGGAUGAUAACUCAAGAACGCUUAUGCCUAGGAUCAUGGCACUUCAUAGGUACAUUGAUCAUGACUCGCAGAUGACCCCUAUUGAUUUUGAGGUCACCAGGUCAAAGGUCAAGGUCACGGUGACCCGAAAUUGUAAAAUGGUUUCCGGAUGAUAAAUCAAGAACUCUUAUGCCUAGGAUCAUGAAACUUCAUAGGUACAUAGAUCAUGACUCGCAGAUGACCUCUAUUGAUUUUCAGGUCAAAGGUCAAGGUCACAGUGACCCGAAAUAGUAAAAUGGUUUCCGGAUGAUUACUCAAGAACGCUUAUGCCUAGGAUCAUGAAACUUCAUAGGUACAUUGAUCAUGACUCGCAGAUGACCCCUAUUGAUUUUCAGGUCACUAGGUCAAAGGUCAAGGUCACGGUGACUCAACUUAGAAAAAUGGUUUCCGGAUGAUAACUCAAGAACGCUUAUGCCUAGGAUCAUGAAACUUCAUAGGUACAUUGAUCAUGACUCGCAGAUGACCCAUAUUGACUUUCAGGUCACUAGGUCAAAGGUCACGGUGACUUGACACAGUUAAAUGGUUCAGGAUGAUAAAUCAAGAAAACUUACGCCUAGGAUCAUGAAACUUUAUAGGUAUAUUUAUCAUGACUCGCAGAUGGCCCCUAUUGAUUUUCAGGUCACUAGGUCAAAGGUCAAGGUCACAGUGCCAAAAAACGUAUUCACACAAUUUCUGCCACUACAACUGACAGCCCAUAUGGGGGGCAUGCAUGUUUUUCAAACAGCCCUUGUUUUAAUUUAUAUUGAAAUAUAUGUUUAAUAAGUUUUUUUUUACACAUUUUAUAUAAAUUAUAAGCUAUUUGACAAAAUCGUAUAAUCUCGCUUUAAACUAAACUGAUCAUAACGCAGAUGCUGGUUAAUAUUUGGGUUGUAGUAUGUUUUGUGAAUAUUAUAUUGUAAAAUAUAUAUUUAGUUAUUUAUUUGAUUAAUAAAUUGUUACUACACACAUAAAA